AUGACGGACACUGCACAAGACCAUCGCAUCGCCCGCGCACCGCAUCUCUGGGCCCUUGGUGUCGGCGCCGUCAUCAGUGGCGACUCUUUUGGGUGGCAAACCGCGCUGUCGGCUGGGUUUCUUGGCCUGGUUGUCAACCUCGUGAUUGCGUCGGCGCUGUACAUACUCCUGUCGUUCUCGAUCACCGAGCUGUCGACGUCCAAUCCUUGUGGUGGUGGGCCAUAUGCAUUUGCCCACCGCGCGUUGGGGUCGACCGCGGCAUACUUUGCUGGGCUGGCCGAAGUGCUCAAGGUGGUGGUGACGGUCGCGGUGAUUUCCAUAGGCAUCGGGUCGUACAUGAACCAACUCCUGCGCCAGGUCGCCAAGACAGUGCUGUCAGUCGAGAUCCUCCUUUUGUUUUACAUGGGCGCGAUCUCUAAAGUCGACUACGGCUUGUGGGUGAAGCAACAGGACUGGGAGUGGAAAGACAACGCGCCUGGCCUUGUCAACGGGUUCUCGUUCGCAAUGUGGUUCUUCCUUGGAAUUGAAGAGCUGCCGCUUGCUAUCGAAGACACGAUCGACCUGCACGUGAACAUGCCGAAAGGUCUCCUUUCGUCCAUCGCUACGUUGCUUGUCCUGGCAUUUGCAACGUCCUUCUUCAACACGGCCAUCGCGCCUGGGGCUGCGGCCAUCUUUGCAUCGGUGUCGCCGCUCUUGGACGGAUACAAGACCGUCUUUGGCGACAACAGCGUCACAUCGGGGUUCUCUUGGCUGUUAAUCGUCGGCCUCUUGGCGAGCUUCCACUCGUUCAUCUAUUGCAUGGCGCGCCUUGUGCCAUCUUUACGAUCAUCCACCAAGGAUCGGCCAGCACCGAUUUUUUGGUGUCGAUCGUGA
Messenger RNA from Aphanomyces invadans, 873 nucleotides. RefSeq lists its product as hypothetical. The record is from RefSeq and is a predicted model, not a curated record. Lineage: Eukaryota; Oomycota; Saprolegniomycetes; Saprolegniales; Verrucalvaceae. Gene Ontology annotation, biological process: transmembrane transport. The coding region runs from base 1 to 873 and encodes 290 amino acids. Gene Ontology annotation, cellular component: membrane. The transcript has 2 exons.